Molecule: messenger RNA, 127 nt
Organism: Dentiscutata heterogama
Lineage: Eukaryota; Fungi; Glomeromycota; Glomeromycetes; Diversisporales; Gigasporaceae
Source: the annotation of a GenBank genome assembly
UUCAAUUCAUAAGAAUGAACAGAAAGAUGAACUUGCUGAAGUAGUAGUCAAAACAGCGUAUCAUUCUGAUGAAAUAUUUGAAACGGAUGAAGAUCUUGCAGAAUAUGAAAGAUCAAUUAAUAAAUGA